AUUUCCUCUGGCAAUGCGUAUAGUUGUCAAAAUUCUUUUCGUACAAAUCACCCAAACGAAUUCGGGUCAUGGAAGGUGACAGCUUGGCCCAAUAUUCACCUUUUAGUGGGCCGAUCAGUAAUUUCACUUCGCAGGAGUUACGUGUAAAACACGCGCGGUAUAUGUUUGUUUGAGAAAAGUGCAAAAGAAAUCCUCGAUCUCUUUCUUAUUAUUCCAAAAACUUGAAAAAGCAAAAGAGUGAAAGCCGAUCCAACAUUCGCAAUUUCUAGGGUUUCUAAUUUUUUUUGUAAAUCUCAGAGAGAAAGAUGAAGCUCACUGUAAAAACUCUCAAAGGCAGUCACUUUGAUAUUAGGGUUCAGCCUUCUGAUACGGUUAUGGCAGUCAAGAAAAACAUUGAAGAUGUACAAGGAAAAGAUAAUUACCCGUGUGGGCAGCAACUGCUGAUUCACAAUGGUAAAGUGCUGAAGGAUGAAAGUACACUAUUGGAAAACAGUGUCUCCGAGGAUGGUUUUCUCGUUGUCAUGCUCAGCAAGAGCAAAACUGCUAGCUCAAGUGGGACAACAGCUGCUCAGCCAGCUGCUGCAGCAGCAAAUCCCACUACUGCACCUGAAGUGAUUCUGCCAUCACAGGCCUCAAAAGAUGUGGUGUCAGCUUCGGAUGCUGCGACUGCAAGUCUUCCGACUGAUGAUUACAGUCAAGCUGCAUCAAAUCUAGUUGCUGGCAAUAAUCUCGAGCAAACAAUACAACAAAUUAUGGAUAUGGGCGGGGGCAGCUGGGACAAAGAGACAGUUACACGUGCACUUCGAGCUGCUUAUAACAAUCCUGAAAGAGCUGUUGAUUACUUAUAUUCAGGAAUUCCUGAAACAGCAGAAGUUGCUGUACCGGUGGCCCGCGGUGGAGUUAAUCCUGCUGCUGGGACUACCGCAGCGCCUACUGCUCCUUCUUCUGGCGCUCCUAAUUCUGCUCCUUUAAAUUUGUUUCCUCAGGAGAACGUUGCUGGUGCUGGCGGUGCUGGUCUUGGAUCCCUUGAUUUUCUCAGGAAUAACCAACAGUUCCAAGCUUUACGUUCUAUGGUUCAAGCUAACCCACAAAUUUUACAGCCUAUGCUUCAGGAACUAGGAAAGCAAAAUCCUCAGCUUUUAAGAUCUAUACAGGAGCACGAUCAAGAGUUUCUUCAAUUAAUCAAUGAACCUAUGGAUGGUUCUGAUGGGGACAUGUUUGAUCAGGCUGAGCAAGAGAUUCCCCACACAGUUAGUGUCACUCCAGAAGAGCAGGAGGUGAUUGAGCGGCUGGAAGCAAUGGGUUUUGACAGAACUCUCGUCAUUGAAGCUUUUUUGGCUUGUGAUCGCAAUGAGGAACUGGCUGCAAAUUAUCUGUUGGAGCAUGCAGGAGAUUACGAAGAUUAACUGGCGAAAUCCCUUUAGCAGUAUUCUUCGGUACACAUCGACAGAUUUUGAGCUGUUUUUAGUACUCGAGAUGGUUUUACUUGAAAUUAUUGGAUCCAAUUGAUCUUCCCAAUUGGGAAGCUUAAUUUGUUAGCUUUUCUUUUCAAAAUAUCCCCCGCUUGUAGGAUCAACAUGUCAUGUUUUCUAGACACGACGUUCUUGGAGAAAAUUAUAUAGUAUUAGAUUUUAGGA
Molecule: messenger RNA, 1637 nt
Organism: Capsicum annuum
Lineage: Eukaryota; Viridiplantae; Streptophyta; Magnoliopsida; Solanales; Solanaceae
Product: ubiquitin receptor RAD23b
Exons: 12
Coding region: 306-1406 (366 amino acids)
Biological process (GO): nucleotide-excision repair; proteasome-mediated ubiquitin-dependent protein catabolic process
Cellular component (GO): cytosol; nucleoplasm
Molecular function (GO): ubiquitin binding; polyubiquitin modification-dependent protein binding; proteasome binding
Source: RefSeq, a predicted model, not a curated record